Sphaeramia orbicularis (orbiculate cardinalfish) is the source of this 7157-nucleotide messenger RNA. Its product is annotated as potassium voltage-gated channel subfamily C member 1-like. Gene Ontology annotation, molecular function: protein binding; delayed rectifier potassium channel activity. Bases 686 to 2605 code for a protein of 639 amino acids. Gene Ontology annotation, cellular component: presynaptic membrane; axon terminus; dendrite membrane. Gene Ontology annotation, biological process: potassium ion transmembrane transport; action potential; protein homooligomerization. The record is from RefSeq and is a predicted model, not a curated record. NCBI's taxonomy places the organism in Eukaryota, Metazoa, Chordata, Actinopteri, Kurtiformes, Apogonidae. The transcript has 7 exons.
UAGUGCAGAAGGUGACGCUCCUCCAAAGGAACAGAGAGAGGCUGAGAGAGGGAAAGGCAAAGAGAGAGGUGUCUACAGGCUGCAUCUCCAUUGAAACAUUUUGGAAAAAAAAAGAGGGGAGACAGGAGGAAGAGCGUGAAUGGUAGCUACACCCUGCGCCUGGAAGCGUAGAGACACUGUAACAAAGGCUGGCAAUUAUUUUUGGCAAUAACAAAGAGGUGGGAGAAGGGGGCUCUGAAAUCGAGGGAAAUAGCAAAGGAAAAAAGAAAAAAAGAAAAAAAAAAGAAAAGAAAAAAAAAAGUGCCAGAUUUCAGGGGGACUUCUGCUUCAUUUCAUCCGAAAAGACUCAUCCCUUGCCAUCAUCAGCAUGACCAUAAGCUAUAAGUAACAUUCGGCAAUAACGGUGUCAAAACGAGAUUUUCAGCAACAGACGCGCGCUAUCCUAUUCUGAUUUAUUAUAAUCGGGGGGAAAAAGAUCAACUGAAUGCCUGCGAGAAACUGGAUUACUCUCUGAAUUCAUAAGAAAAGAGCGAUCUAACAAAGAAAACUACAUUUUGAUUGAUCUUUAAAGCUUGAUGUGCGUGUUUCCUCGCGCACUCGAAACGAACCUGAACCAAACUCCUCAGACUCCUCCCUCCUCCUCCCUUCGGUUUCUCUCAUCCUCUCCCUCCCCCCCCGGUCCUCUAUGCUCAGUUCGGUGUGUGUAUCCUCUUUUAAAGGGCGCAAGGGUGGGAACAAGUCGUCCAACAAAGCAUGUUACAGCGCAGACAUGACUUGUCCGUCGGAAAGCGAGAAAAUCGUGAUAAACUGCGGGGGGGUGCGGCAUGAGACUUACCGGAGCACCCUAAAAACGUUGCCCGGUACCCGCUUAUCGUGGCUUACCGAGCCGGACGCGUUCAGCAACUUCGACUACGACCCCAAAUUAGACGAGUUCUUCUUCGACCGACACCCGUCAGUGUUUUCCUUCAUCCUCAACUAUUACCGCACUGGGAAGUUACACUGUCCCAACGAUGUGUGCGGUCCCCUGUUCGAAGAGGAGCUGGCCUUCUGGGGCAUCGAUGAGACGGACGUGGAGGCGUGUUGCUGGAUGAAUUACCGGCAGCACAGGGAUGCGGAGGAGGCGCUGGACAGCUUCGAGACUCCCGAACCGGACGCGCCGGACGACGACCCAGCUCUGGGGGGUGCGGAUGGGGACUUGAAAAGAUUGUGCAUGCAGGAGGACGCGAGGAAAGCGGGCUGGUGGAAAACCUGGCAACCCAAAAUAUGGGCACUGUUUGAAGACCCUUACUCCUCCAAAUAUGCCCGGUACGUGGCGUUCGGUUCCCUAUUCUUCAUCCUCAUCUCCAUCUCCACUUUUUGCAUGGAGACGCAUGAGGCCUUCAACACCAUUGUCAACAGGACGGAGAACAUCACGGUGGGCAACAUGACCCGUGAGGAGAUUGUAUAUGAGGUGGUGACCGACAGUUGGCUCACAUACGUAGAGGGCGUCUGCGUCAUUUGGUUCACCAUCGAAGUCUUGCUGCGAGUCACCUUCUGCCCUGACAAAUUGGAGUUCUUCAAAAGCACCCUCAACAUCAUUGACUUUGUCGCCAUCCUUCCCUUCUAUUUGGAGGUGGGCCUGAGUGGUCUGUCCUCCAAAGCUGCCAAGGAUGUCCUGGGGUUCCUGCGUGUGGUCCGAUUUGUCCGUAUCCUCCGAAUCUUCAAGCUUACCCGCCACUUUGUGGGUCUCCGAGUCCUUGGCCACACCCUUCGUGCCAGCACCAAUGAAUUCCUCUUACUCAUCAUCUUCUUAGCUCUUGGUGUCCUCAUCUUUGCCACUAUGAUCUACUAUGCCGAACGAAUUGGCGCCGACCCAGACGACCCGACAGCCAGCGCCCACACCAACUUCAAGAACAUCCCUAUUGGAUUUUGGUGGGCCGUCGUGACCAUGACCACACUGGGCUAUGGAGACAUGUACCCAGAGACGUGGUCAGGGAUGCUGGUGGGGGCGCUGUGUGCCUUGGCUGGUGUGCUGACCAUUGCUAUGCCUGUUCCUGUAAUUGUCAACAACUUCGGCAUGUACUACUCUCUGGCCAUGGCCAAACAAAAGCUGCCCAAAAAGAAGAACAAACAUAUCCCCCGAGCACCACAACCAGGGUCCCCCAACUACUGCAAGCCAGAUGCGCUGGCAAUGGCUACUGCAUCACCACAAAGAAUCUUGGGAAAUGUCCUAGGUGGUGUGAUGGGGUCUGGAGGCAUAGGGGGUGACUGUCCUCUAGCCCAAGAAGAAAUUAUAGAGAUCAACAGAGAUUCCAAGCAGAACGGUGAUGCAGCCUCGGCCGCUCUGGCCAAUGAGGACUGCCCCACCAUCGACCAGGUGCUCAGUCCAGACGAGAGGAGCCCUAUUGGGCGAGGGCCUACCCGGGAACGCUAUCAGCAGGACCGUGCCUGCUUCCUGCUCAACACCAGGGAAUUCCGUGCCACAGAUGGGAAUGUGCGGAAAGAGGCAGCAGCCCUGGCACCCAGCCCAGACUCCCCUCUGACUGAGGAUUGGUAUAAGAUGGAAGGGUCUCUGUUACAGCAGGACCUCAAUGCAAACUCCACCUCCUCCUGGAUCAAACCAUAGACCAGAGGCCGCCACUGCAGUGCAAGUGUAACUAAAGUCUGACUGUAGUGUUAAGUUUCUAGCAUUCGCCUUCUCUCUAAUGAGGAGUCAGUAACCAGUAAACACAAAUUUGCGGCGGGAGCCACGUAGGCGACAGGUGUGACACGGAUGGACAGUUUAAAGGAGAUCUUUGGGGUGACAAGAGAGAGACCAGAGGUUAAUCAUGAAAUAAAAAAUCAUAUGGUCUGCUCCUCACGUUGUUACCAAAGCAGCCUCUCGGAACUCCGACCACACUUUUGACAACUGCCUGACUGACCUUUUUUAUUUUUUUCCUCUCGCCUUUUUUUUUCCCUGCAAACUAACUGAGCAUUGUACUACUGACACACUUUGGGAGAGAAAAGGACUCCUGUUUACACAUUCCAGAUGACACCACUAACAACAUUAUACUCGCCAUCUUGUAUAAUGACCAACUCAGUACCAUCGGCGGUGCUGAACAACUGAGCAACAUAAGAAAUUCUGAAAAAAAAAAACAAAAAAAAAACACGUCUUCACAAAGGACUGAUCGAACAAUGUAGCAUCUCUGCUAACAUAUUGUAGCAUUUGUUGGCUGGGAAAUAACUUGACUUAAUCCAUCAACGUUUCGAGGAGAGAGGAAUUUAUGCAUUCAAGGGAUCUUUUCGAUGUCAUUUUCCUCUUAGGUUCCUUUUAAGUGAAGAAAAAAAUAUGAGGUACAUGAGAGACAAAGUAUUGGUCUGACUCAUUAAAACACUGAACAUUCCAAAAGAAAACACAAAACGAGACAAAAAAGAUGCACUAAAUUCAAAGACACAUUUGUCCUAUAGGAUUUCUCCUUCAAGUUAAGCACUAAUGUAUAGUAGUAACGUUUGCCAUUGAACAUAUGUCUUCCAUUCACCUCUAUCAGUCUGAAACACUGCCCUCCAAGUAGAUACGAAGAUAAUCAGAAGCUAAUUCAAGCUGAAAAAAUGAAGCACAUGUAGCAUCCACACAACAGGUUACUGUACAGAACAUUUAGACUCACCUAUAUAAUUCACCAAAGCUAAAUGGUGGGAAAAGACAUCUUUAUCUCUCAUGUACUGGGAUUUCCCUAAAAUCCAUGUGGGAUACCAAAGGUCCUGUAGCAUGCACUUGCUGAAUGACCUUCUGUAAUGUAUUAUAGUUAAGGAGAAAUAUUCCACUUAAGGGGGAGUUUGGUACUUUCCCUUGCCCUUACUACUGUCUCUGUUUGGUAAAAAUCAUUCCUCUAAAAGAACUUAAUAUUAACUGCCACUAACAUCUGUUUUUCAUAUGCACAUUAAAAUAUUAAUGGUAUCUUUUCCCUUGUUUGACUAACGUGAAGCUAAGUCACAAGGACUGACUACAGGAGACAAAACUGGACGCCAUUUCCAGUCCUGUCAAUAACAGGGGAUAGUGGCCUAUAAAUUACAAACAAAAGGACAAACCUACCACAAGGAGACUUUUCACAUCGCAUAAAACUGUCCAUUAGCUGGAAAUGAUGUGUUAUCAUUUUGAAAGGGACCAAUGAUACAAAAUGUUUCCCCAAACACAAAGGCUGACACUGCCAAUUAGGCACAAGAAUUCCCAGAUGAAUACUGCCCCAUCUCUCUCUUGUCCCUCUUGCUGCCAACAACUUCUGCUCCACUGGCAAGUUGGUGUCAAGAAAAUGACGGCCCGUCAGGGGAGGCCUUAGGCGAAGGGGAAAAUGAGAAGAAACGGACCAAGAGAAGAGCGAGCGCGGAAGUGUACAAAGCGAACAAAUCUAUAUUUUGAUAAACAAAUCAACUAUCCAUGGCUUUGGAGGAAGUUUCUGAUCAAAAAAAAAAAAGAGGCCCAGAAUGGAAGAAAGAAAAAAAAUACGAUGCAAAUGUGAAUUGCAAAUUUGGCAACAAGAAACGGAGUCAAAAUCCGGGUAAAAGAAGUGAAUAUUUUGUCAUGAUGGGUGGGCGAAGAUGAGUAGUUUUCCCCACGCGCACAGGAAAACUAUAUUUUGAAAGACAAUGAGCAACGAGAGACUCUUGCCUAAAGACGUGUGGAUGAAAAGGAUGGACGCUGAGAUAAACAAAUGGAGAAAAAAAAAAGAUAAUGCAUUUUUGUAACUUUGUUUACCAGCAUGACUACUUUGCAUGACUGUCUUUUCUGCAAGCCCUUAGUUGAAGACAAGGGUGCUAGAGAUACAAAAAAGUAUAUAUAAAAUGAAUUAAAAAAUGUUAUAUGCAAUUAAUGUUUUAAAAAAGAUUAUAAUGAAAGAGAAGAGCUAUAUUUUGUUUUGAAAAGUAAAAAAAUGUGAAUAUUGAAAUAUGUAUGUUUGCGAAGUACACCCUGAACUAUGUUUUGUUUGAUGAAAUCUCUCUGCUACUACUGCCCCACAUGUCCCAUUCCUGUUUUCAACCACUGCCAUAGUUUUACUUUGGAACGAAUUGAGCAGUAGUUUUGCUAAUCAUUCAACAGCGAUCUUUGCCAGACUUUGCCAAACAGUUGCAUUUGUGCAAAGUAUAAUUGUCGUUAAUCACCAAGUCCAUGUUUCCUCUUUGAAUCAUUUGCACAACUAUCGUAGCAGCAGCAGCAGCAAAAGCAGCAGUUCUAAAACAAAAAGCUCUCCAUCACACAACACGCUUGAUCGAAACUCAUAGUUUGCUUUUUUUCUUUGGCAAUAAUACAAGAGUUAUCACAUGAUUGUAGCAGGGCAAACGGAGAACCUCGAGAUCUCAUAUCUUCAAUGCCUCAGUGUUACGAGAUCUGUACAGGUUUUGAAUGUCCCAUGGCAGGAUUUUGUUGGGAUAGGCAGUUCUGUUCCACUAGUCCUAUAAGGAAGGAAAAAAAUGGGAGUAAAAGUCCAGGCUGUCCAAAAAAAAAGACCAAUAGCACAUUAUGGGCGAUAUUAUAUUCAUGAGAGAUUUGCAUGGAACUGCCAUUCCAAAGUCUGUGUGAGGUAUAAAGGACUCAGGUGUGUUGACGAUGUGUGUGGAUGUAGGUGUUUUGCUAUUUUAUUUCUAACAUAAUAAAUUCUAGUAUAUAGACAACGAUAAUGUGAACACCUCACAGUGAUGUGUAAAAACCGCAUGCAUUAAUGACUUGAUAAUCUCUCGAGGGGGGAACAGAGUCUUGACAUAUCCCCUUAGCCUCCUAUCAUUGUUUGUCAUGAAUCCAGUCCUGAUAACUAUAAACACUGUGCCGUGUUGUAGAGCAGCAACGUCUUCCUCUGAGAGGCAACUGGAAACUACUCACACUCGCAGUGUCAGCAUGAGUGUGUAGAGGUAGCUCGUCUUUUUGUUUUGUUUUUUUGUUUCUUUUUUAGAUGGUCAGGUCUUGCAUAGGUCAUUUCCCAUGGAUUUAACGUCAUCCAGCUGGCUAUUCGGCAGCUCGUAACAGCACACAAACAGUCAUAAAAGCACCGAUCAAAGAGACCCAGAGCUUCCAAAAUGAUGUCAGUUCAGUAUUUAAGGUGUUAGAAGAAAGAGAGGAUGAGAGAUACCAGUGUCCACCGAGGGGAGGGAAGGAAAAAAGAGAGAAAAACUAGCUAAAAAAUCUCAUCUUAGCGCCUCAUCCAUAGUUUGGGAUCCCAUGUGAGUUUCAGGCCCUGCUGGUCCAGGGCUCAGCUCAGGCAGCUGAAUGGUCCUCUGUCCAUUCCCACUACAUCACAGUUGGAGGCUCACAUGUAUUUGAGACUCAAUGGAGUGACGUAGACUACAGAGACUAUCCAAGAAGUGAGUCUACACUGGUGUUACAGGGUCUAGAACUUUUUGUCAAUUUGCAAAAAUGGUCUGUGGGAUUUUGUUUUGGUCCCGUAUCUUUUUAAAAGUCAGAUUUCAGUUCCCGUUUUGGAAGGCAUUAAGCAGCUAUGGUUUGGACGGCCACAAAGAUAUUCAUGAAUAUUUCAGAGGUAAACUUCUAGCUAUGGUGUGCAAACUUGAAAACAAUCUGUGCUCUGCACCCAGCUGUUUGUGUUUUUAUGGCCAGGUACUGUCUUUUUUUUUUUUUUUCUUUUUCCUUCAUCAUUGUCAUUCUUUUCAUUGUGACUGCUCUGCCAAUGCCAGGCUGAAAAAGAUGUCUUUCCUUUUCUAUUGCAUAAUACUGCCAUGUGAUUUAGUCAUGUUGACCAGAAUCAGUUACAAUGUUGACAGUGCUAAAUCUGUUUUAUUUUGUAAGGUUUGCAAUCUGUUAUGAUGUUAAGGAUUUCCUGUGUAACACUCACAUAACCAAACGAACAAAAUGCUUUACAUGCUACAUAGGUGUCAUUGUUAAACUUCAACAUAUGAUGCCAUGUCCUCUCCAGGCAUCUAGAAGUUGUGACAUGGCCUCAGUCAUAGUCAAUGUAUUUUAUUUCUGUGGCUGUUUCUGUUGGGUAUGUUUUGUUUUUUUUUUUCUUUCAUUUUUGUAAAUGAAGACACUGUAUGCAAUCUGCACCACGAAUGCCACUGAUCGACACUUACUGUAUUCUCCCUGAGACACAGAUCUUCUGUCAUCAGUUCAGAUGAUUGCAACCACAUGUGUAGUGGCUUUAUGGCUUUCCAUAGAGUGACUUAGCAAUCACACUAAUCGAGAAAAUAUUUUAUUU